Messenger RNA from Meleagris gallopavo (turkey), 3987 nucleotides. It is a transcript of the gene GABPA, whose product is annotated as GA binding protein transcription factor subunit alpha. The record is from RefSeq and is a predicted model, not a curated record. Gene Ontology annotation, biological process: cell differentiation; regulation of transcription by RNA polymerase II. Gene Ontology annotation, cellular component: nucleus. Lineage: Eukaryota; Metazoa; Chordata; Aves; Galliformes; Phasianidae. Gene Ontology annotation, molecular function: sequence-specific DNA binding; DNA-binding transcription factor activity, RNA polymerase II-specific.
AUCUAUCGCCUUGGUGGUGUUCCAGCUCUGUUCUUAAGACAUUUCAGCCAUGACUAAGAGAGAAGCAGAGGAGUUGAUAGAAAUAGAAAUUGAUGGAAAUGAGAAACAGGAAUGUACUGAAGAAAGCAUUGUUGAGCAAACCUACACCACAGCAGAAUUUGUGAAUCAAGCUAUUGACAUCAAUGAACCAAUUGGAAAUCUUAAGAAAUUACUGGAACCCAGACUGCUGUGUUCCUUGGAUGCACAUGAAAUUUGUCUGCAAGAUAUCCAGCUGGACCCAGAUCGAAGCCUUUUUGAUCAAGGAGUGAAAACAGAUGGAACAGUGCAACUCAGUGUACAAGUAGUAUCUAGGCAAGGGACAGACCCCAAGUUAAAUAUCCUUGAAAUCGUGAAGCCUGUGGAAACUGUGGAGGUAGUAAUUGAUCCAGAUGCUCAUCACGCUGAGGCUGAAGCUCACCUUGUUGAGGAAGCUCAAGUGAUAACCUUAGAUGGAACAAAACACAUCACAACCAUUUCAGAUGAGACCUCUGAACAGGUGACACGAUGGGCUGCAGCAUUGGAAGACUACAGAAAGGAGCAGGAGCGCCUUGGAAUACCCUAUGACCCUGUGCAGUGGUCAACAGACCAAGUGCUCCACUGGGUAGUGUGGGUGAUGAAGGAGUUCAGCAUGUCAGACAUCGACCUUAAUGCACUCAGCAUUCCUGGGCGGGAACUCUGCAGCCUCACUCAAGAAGACUUCUUCCAACGAGUCCCACGUGGGGAGAUUCUGUGGAGUCACUUGGAACUUCUUCGAAAGUAUGUGUUGGCUAGUCAAGAACACUCUGGAGAAAUAGCAACUGUUACUAUUGAUCAGCCUGUGCACAUUAUUCCAGCAUCUGUACAACCUGCUACCCCAACCACCAUUAAAGUAAUAAACAGCAGUGCAAAGGCAGCUAAAGUACAGAGAGCUCCACGGAUCUCGGGGGAAGAUAGAAGUUCCCCUGGGAACAGAACAGGAAACAAUGGCCAGAUCCAAUUAUGGCAGUUUUUAUUAGAACUUCUCACUGACAAAGAUGCUCGGGACUGUAUUUCUUGGGUUGGUGAUGAAGGAGAGUUUAAAUUGAAUCAACCCGAACUGGUUGCACAAAAAUGGGGGCAGCGCAAAAACAAACCCACAAUGAACUAUGAAAAACUUAGUCGGGCUUUGAGAUACUAUUAUGAUGGAGACAUGAUAUGCAAAGUGCAAGGCAAGAGGUUUGUCUACAAAUUUGUGUGUGACUUGAAAACUCUCAUUGGAUACAGCGCAGCAGAGCUGAAUCGGUUGGUCAGAGAAUGUGAACAAAAGAAACUAGCAAAGAUGCAGCUUCAUGGCAUUGCGCAGCCAGUUACAGCAGUAGCACUAGCUACUGCAUCCCUGCAAACAGAGAAAGAUAAUUAAGCACUAGGACCUGAAAGUGGGAACCCAUGGCCUUUCCUAUAUAGCCAGAGAAGUUGCUUUACUUUUAUCUGAAAUGGAAGCUUCUUCUUUUUCUUCACAAUACAAUACCAUGCAUGAUUUUCUACAAAGAACUGGGACUUACGUAAAUUUGGAUCUUUUAGCAGCAUAUGUUUCAGUGUAAGUUAAGAGAUCACCACAACUUCUGCAACUUUGAGUCAGGGCCUCUAUGAUAUACAAUCUGAAAUUGGUGAAAAAAAGUUGAACUGCAUUCAACUGCAUUCAGCAUUCUGCGUUCACAGCUCUACAAAAUCUUUUUUGCAGUGCUUUUUAACAAAAAUGAAGUAAACGCAGGCUGAUCAGUUGUCUGAAUUGGGUUCUUUCCGGCUUUUUAUUCUCUGCUGAGCUACCAAAUUGAAUUUGAUGCUUUUAAACUUAAAUGAACCUUAAAUGUUCAUUACUCUUAUCUAAUCAAGCAGAGCUGAAAGGCACACCAAACACGACAAAGCAUCGGGUUCCUCAAAUAACUUCUGUGUUUAUAAGGAAAGGAAACUAAGACUAGGCAGAACUGAAGAUCUGUGCUGAAGGAGAUCCAGGUUUAGAUCUGGCUUAGAUGAAAAGCCAAUUACGAGUGUUUCACUGUAAUAUGUAGAUAAUCUGCAUUUAUGAGGGCAAGUACUAACCUGUUAUAAGACUUUGUUGAUGCUAGCCAUGUAAUAUAAAACAAAACUUCUUCCCCCACCAUCCUCCCAUCAGGUGAUUUGAAAACUUGAAAAAAAUAUCCCUCACCCAAAGAGUAGUCUGUAGGUGGGUUUUGUUUGCUUGUUUUUAUGCUCUGUUCUGCCAGGUGCUUUAAUACCUGCAUGAUAGUCAAUCCUAGUGACCGAAGACCUAAGUUAAUCACAGUUAUUAGUCCCUUGCUCAUUAGAAACAAAAUAGUUGUUGAAAAUAGUUUUAAAGAGAACUGAAAUUUAGUUUCCAAAUUAUUGUACAGAAUGACAUAUAUAAAAGUGCAAAGAUGUGUAAUUUUUAUUUAAAAUUAAUUUUUCUGAACUUCAAAUGAUGUUUCUGAAGCUUCAUAAGCCAAAUGCGUGCUCCAGAGCUGGGUACAAUUUGAAGUAUGGAUGAUGAAUAGAAAUACUUGGAAUAUAUUUUGAAUUUUGAGACACUGGUAUAGAAAGAACUUCAUACAAAAGUGCAGUAAAAAGUAGACUGCAAUGUUUGAGCUUCUACGUUUAUGACUUUCUUUUGAUGUUUGAAAAUAGUAUGGUUUUAGUACUCCUCUUUUGUGUUAUUAAACUUUGUAAUUCUUAUAAGGCAUAUUUCCCAACUUUUUAUAACUGAGCACCCUGCUCCCGCUAACAUUUCACAUUUAAUUAAAAUGCAAAUUGUUAAGGGAAAACCUUUUAAUUCAGCUACCCUUAAACCUUAAAAAGUGCUUGUAUAGAGACUUUCUAAACAUAAAAUGUACUUACAUGGUGAGUAGCGGGAGUACUGGGUGGUUGUUCUUAGGCUGCAAAGGAAUGGUCUUACUGGUAGUCAGAGAGCAGAAAACAGAAUGUUCAUCUUUAUUUUAAAGAUGGGUUGAGGACAGAGCUGUUUGUUUUAUAGGUGCAUGUUCAUUUGCAGAUAGCUUCUGGUUAAUUAAAAAACAUGCAUGCAUUUCUAGUUUACCUUUUUAUUACUUCCAUGACUAUAACACUUUCUUGACAGAUCCUGUCAUCAACUCUUAAUAUUAUUUUCAUUCUUGGGUGCUUAAAGUAUUCCAUCAACUAAGCAUGCUGACUUAUUCUUUUUUUAAUGAAAUCUUCUAAGCCAUGAGCAAGGUAUGUGUCUGUCACUAGAAGUCAACCAUUAAUCCACUUUUGCUGUUAAAAUAGUCCAACUCCACCAAUUGGCAAGUGCUUGAGGUGACUUAGCAAAUAGGUGUAGAUUUGCUUUCUAAGAGUAAGGUGAAGCUGAUAGUUCAGUGGCAGCAACUAUGUAUAUAACAUCAUGCCUUUAUUAAACAGAAGUCCAAUACAAGUCACUAGUUCUAUUUAGCAGAGUUCAUGAAAAGCCUCUCUGUUAAAAUACAGUACAAAAAAAGAAGUUUUAAAAAAAUAAUAAUUUACUAUAUCUAGCUGGACUGCAGUAGGAUAAGCUGAAGUUGAAAUGUAAUAUCAAUUAUUUAUCCCCCUGAAUGUUCUUCAUACAUGGUAAGCCCUCUAGGGGGAAGUUCUGAUAUCACACUUGAUUUGUAAAUACAUCUGCUUGUUAGUUUGAAGUUUUUCAGUAGGUGUGCAGUUCUUUGGGUUGUUUUGGUCAUCUGCUUUUCCACCUUGUUCUAAUUUAGCAAAGAAGAAAUCUUUCAAACAGUAUAAAAUCACUGUCAUAUUUUCUGUAGUUGAGGGAGAAACCUGUGACUAACUUGAUGUCUUCAGUGAAAAAAGGAUGUAGAAUAUACUGUCAAGAGUUGUUCUGAUGCUGCCAGAUGAAAACAUAGAAAGAAUAUUCCCAAAUUUUUUGUAAAAGAAGGUUUUUGCAUACUUUUUACUCUUUAAAUAAAGACACUUAUACUCUGCUGAUAAUUA